This is a messenger RNA of Apodemus sylvaticus (European woodmouse), 1280 nucleotides long. It is a transcript of the gene Ltb, whose product is annotated as lymphotoxin beta. Bases 16 to 1089 code for a protein of 357 amino acids. Gene Ontology annotation, molecular function: tumor necrosis factor receptor binding; CD40 receptor binding. The transcript is spliced from 3 exons. The record is from RefSeq and is a predicted model, not a curated record. Gene Ontology annotation, cellular component: membrane. NCBI's taxonomy places the organism in Eukaryota, Metazoa, Chordata, Mammalia, Rodentia, Muridae. Gene Ontology annotation, biological process: immune response.
GUGAGGUCCAGAACCAUGGAGACCACAGGAGAUAUCUGGAGUCCUGCCUGGCUAUUGCAACCUUGUUUGUCGCCUGACCUUCUGCAAGCUACCUUCCUUCCCUGGGCUUCAUUUUCCCUCCCUGCUAAGCCCCCCUUCAUCUUUACCUUGAAAACCUCUCUCUACCCCAUCUCUGCAGUUCAGAGAACCCAGGCAUCCAGCCACCCAACCCUGGCCCCAGCGCUGGGUAAACAGGAAGCCAGUGAGGGGAGAAAGGGUGUUCGGAAAGUCCCGGGCAGGGGGCAGGUGUGUGGGUCUACAGGGAGGGGUGGCCCUACCCCUAAGGUUGAGAAGAUUAUUGGCUUGGGAGCACAGGCUCAGAAAAGACUGGAUGACAACAAACCGUCCUCUUGCGUCGUCUUGCCCUCACCCUCCAGUCUCUCAGACACUCCGGACCCCCGUCUGCAUCCGCGGAGAUCCCAUGCUUCCAGGGAUCUAGGCUCCACACCCCAGGGCCCUGUUGCACAGUUCUCACAGGAGGCAUAUGCGUGGGUGACCACCCUGUCUCCAGCUGUGGAUUCUACACCAGAUCCAGGGGUUCAACAGCUGCCAAAGCGGGAACCAGAAACUGACCUCAGCCCCGAGCUUCCUGCAGCCCACCUCAUAGGCGCCUGGAUGAGCGGGCAAGGGCUCAGCUGGGAGGCGAGCCAAGAAGAAGCGUUUCUGAAGAGCGGCGCGCAGUUCUCCCCCACCCACGGGCUGGCGCUGCCGCAGGACGGCGUCUAUUACCUCUACUGCCAUGUCGGGUACCGAGGCAGGGCGCCCCCUGCCGGCCGAAGCCGCGCUCGCUCACUCACUCUGCGCAGCGCCCUAUACCGCGCGGGGGGCGCCUACGGGCGGGGUUCCCCCGAGCUGCUGCUGGAGGGCGUGGAGACCGUGACCCCUGUCGUGGACCCCAUCGGGUACGGGUCUUUAUGGUACACAAGCGUGGGGUUCGGCGGCCUGGCGCAGCUCCGGAGCGGCGAGAGGGUCUACGUCAACAUCAGUCACCCCGAUAUGGUGGACUAUAGAAGAGGGAAGACCUUCUUCGGGGCGGUGAUGGUGGGGUGACGGCCAUCUGCAUUCCUGCAGGAUUGACUGACGGAUGCGAAUAUGUGAAUCGUGAUGUCCAGAGAGUCGGGAAGCCCGGGACUCCCACAGUCCCGAGCGGAGGGGGCGUGGCGGGGGGGGAAAUGUAGGACACGAAUUUUGAAAAUAAAGAAUGUAAACUAUGCUGGCUCGUGCCAGUGUCUUCGCGGAAA